ACCACCUGUGUUCACUACCCAGAGGAUGACCAUGGGGACAACACAGACACCCACAUGGGUGUUAAUAUGGAUGGCUCUGGCGAUUGGUUUAACUGCCUCUCAAAGUGAGGAUACAACAAAGGCCACAGUUAACAUCAUCCCCUCAAUGUCAAGGAUGCCUGAGAUUGCAGGAGUGAGUCCUAUGCACAAUGGCCAGGUCUGCAGCACGUGGGGUAACUACCACUUCAAGACCUUUGACGGAGACAUCUUUCAGCUCCCCUCCACCUGCAACUAUGUUGUGACCUCACUGUGCCAUAGCAGUUAUGAGGAUUUCAACAUCCAGAUGAGGCGGCAGGUGGUGGACAACCAGCCCACCAUUAGCAAGAUCACCAUGAAGCUGGAUGGUGUAGUGGUGGAGCUUUCCAAGGGUUCCGUUGUUGUUAAUGGGAAGAAUGCCACCUUACCAUUCAGCCAGUCUGGUAUUCUCAUUGAAGAGACUCCCUCCUACAUCAAGAUCAAAGCAAAACUGGGAUUGGUAGCCAUCUGGAACCAGGAGGAUUCCUUCUUGGUGGAGAUGGACAUCAAAUUCAGAAACAAGACCUGUGGUCUAUGUGGAGAUUUUAAUGGAGUUCAGCAAUUUGAUGAGUUCUAUAGCCAUGGUAUGAAAUUGUCCCCUGUCGACUUCGGAAACUUCUGGAAAUUGGAUGGUCCAACUGAAAGCUGUACUGAAAAAACACUGCUUUCGAAUCAUAAAUGCCCCAAUCUUAAACCAGUUUGUGAGCAGUUGCUCUCCGGUCCUGCCUUCAGCAGCUGUAAGGACUUGUUAGCCAUCGACUCAUUUGUUGAGGCCUGUGUAUCUGACCUGUGCCACUGUGAUAACAGCACCAACUCCUUCUGCCUGUGUAACACCAUCUCAGAGUACUCCCGUCAGUGUGUUCAUGCAGGGGGGAAGCCCCAGCAAUGGAGGACUGAACAGUUCUGCUAUAAAACAUGCCCCUUCAACAUGGAGUACCAGGAGUGUGGAAACCCCUGUGUUGACACCUGCUCCAACCCUGAGAGAGGCCAGAUGUGUGAGGAACACUGCUCAGAUGGCUGCUUUUGUCCUCCAGGCACCGUUUUUGAUGACGUCAACAAGAAUGGUUGUAUCGCCUUGAGUCAAUGCUCCUGCCGCCACAAUGGAAAAACCUACGCCCCCGGAGAGUCUUAUUCAAGCACUUGUAAAGAUUGCUCCUGUGGUGGUGGUCAGUGGAAGUGUGUGGACAAGGACUGUCCUGGCACAUGUGCUGUGGAGGGAGGAUCCCACAUCAACACCUAUGAUGGAAAAGCCUACACCUUCCACGGGGACUGCUCUUAUGUUCUGACCAAGGACUGUGAUGGGAUGCAAUUCACUGUACUGGGUGAUCUGGUGCAGUGUGGGCUUUCUGACAGUGAGACUUGUCUAAAGGCUGUUAUCCUGUCCCUCUCAGAAGGAGCCACUGUGAUCAACAUACAACCCAAUGGAAAAGCCUUUGUAAAUGGAAUCUAUUCUCAGCUGCCCUUUUCUGUUGCUGGAGUAACUAUUUUCAGAGCCUCCUCAUUUUUCAUCAUCGUCCAGACCACCUUUGGCCUCCAGUUGGAAAUCCAACUCUCACCAAUCAUGCAGGUCUAUAUUGCUGCAAGCACCGUUUGGCAGCAGAGAACUUGCGGUCUUUGUGGAAACUUCAACAACAACCAAGGAGAUGAUUUCAAGGUCCUGAGCGGAGUGACUGAGGGCACAGCCAUUGGUUUUGCAAACACCUGGAAAACACGAGCCAGCUGCCCAGACAUCAAGAGUAGCUUUGAAAGCCCCUGCAGUUUAAGUCUUGACAAUGAGAAAUAUGCGCAGCACUGGUGCUCUCAGCUGGCUGAUCCUAAAGGGUUGUUUACUCCAUGCCACGCAGCGAUUAGCCCAGACAUGUACAAAGAUAACUGCAUGUAUGACAGCUGUAACUGUGAGAAGAGUGAGGACUGCAUGUGUGCUGCCGUCUCCUCUUAUGUCCACGCUUGUGCUGCCGAGGGUAUCCAGCUCAGCGGCUGGAGAGACACUAUCUGCAACAAAUACUCCACCUCGUGCCCUAGCACCAUGGUCUACAGCUACAGCAUGGAAAUCAGUGAUCGCUCCUGCCGCUGCUACAGCGACUCUGACUUUACCUGUUCAAUCACCUUCGAGCCUGUGGAUGGGUGUGUCUGUUCUGAGGGAACCUUCCUGGAUGAUGAGGGCAAGUGUGUUCCACCAGCCAGCUGCCCUUGUUAUUACAAGGGCUCAGUGGUGUCCCCUGGAGAGGUCAUCAGCAAGGAUGGAACCAUGUGCACCUGCAAGGAGGGAAAACUCCAUUGUAUUGGAGAUUCACCUGAUCAUCCAUCAUGUGUUGCACCAAUGGUUUUCGUCAACUGCUCCAAUGCAAGCCCAGGAGUGAGAGGGUUAGAGUGUCAGAAGAGCUGCAAUAUUCUGGAUAUGGCCUGUAUCAGCACAGAGUGCAUUUCAGGCUGUAUGUGUCCCCCUGGACUGGUAUCCGAUGGAAAAGGAGGCUGCAUCAAGCCAGACCUUUGUCCUUGUUCUCACAAUGCAGCUACUUACCAACCAGGAGACAGCAUCAAGGUCGACUGCAAUACCUGCACUUGUAAAGACAGAAAAUGGCAGUGCACAACUAACCUGUGCCAUGGAACCUGUGCCAUUUAUGGAGAUGGACACUACAUUACUUUUGACGGGAAACGAUUCACUUUCGAAGGAGACUGUGAAUACACUCUUACAAAGGACUACUGUGGAAACAACAAUGCCAAUGGCAGCUUCAGAGUCAUCACUGAGAACAUUCCCUGUGGAACAACAGGCACCACCUGCUCCAAGGCCAUCAAGCUCUUCCUGGGGAACAAUGAAUUAAUCCUGACAGAAGGGAACUACCAAGUCAUUGAGAGAAAUACAGGGGAGGUGGUUCCUUACCAGAUUCGUACAAUGGGCAUCUACCUUGUGAUUGAAGCCAAUAAUGGGUUGAUUCUCAUGUGGGACAGGAAAACAAGCAUGUUCAUCAAACUGAACCCACAGUUCAAGGGACAUGUCUGUGGUCUGUGUGGAAACUAUGAUGGCAACGCAAACAAUGACUUCACUACCAGGAGCCAGGCAGUAGUUGUCAACCCUCUAGACUUUGGAAACAGCUGGAAAGUCUCUGCAAGCUGCCCCGAUGCAAAGAACAAAAGGAGCCCCUGUACUGCCAACCCUUACAGGCUGUCUUGGUCACAGAAGCAGUGUAGCAUCAUACAGAGCAAAGUUUUCACAGACUGCCAUUCUAAAGUGGACCCCUCUUCUUUCUAUGAUGCGUGUGUGACAGACUCAUGUGCUUGUGACAGUGGUGGAGACUGUGAGUGUUUCUGUACCGCUGUGGCAGCUUAUGCAGAGGCCUGUAAUGAGGCUGGAGCCUGCAUAGCCUGGAGAAGCCCACAAAUCUGCCCACUGUUCUGUGAUUACUACAACCCCACUGGAGAAUGUGAGUGGCACUACAAGGCAUGUGGAGCUCAGUGUAUGAAGACCUGCAGGAAUCCCUCCGGGAGCUGCUCAACUCAGAUACCACCUCUUGAAGGUUGCUAUCCAAAAUGUCCUCCUGCUCAACCCUUCUUUGAUGAAGAUAUAAUGAAGUGUGUGGAGAAGGAGCAGUGUGGCUGCUAUGGCAGAGAUGGAAAACACUACAAUAAUGGAGAAAAAGUUCCAACCACAGAAAACUGCCAGACAUGCUAUUGUAAUUCAGUGACAGUGGACUGCAAAUACGAUGUACAAGCUUGCACUUGCACCUACAAUGGGAACAAAUACCCCUAUGGGCAUAUCAUAUACGAUACAACGGAUGGACAUAGCAGCUGUAUGACAGCAGUUUGUGGGAAGAAUGGAACCAUUCAAAGGGACAUGUACACAUGUUCAACUACAACUCCAUCAACUUCUAUUCCAUCUCAUCCAACUCCAUCUACGAAUGUUCCUACCACUACAUCAUUCUCUACAGUGACAACAAAUGUUUUCACUUUCUCAACACCAACGCCAACUGAGCCAGCCACAUCUUCAACAGAGACAACAGUGUCUCCAACAACCUUUACUACUACAUGUGGAUAUCCAUGUGUGUGGUCACAGUGGUUUGAUACCACAUUCCCUACACUUGGAACUCCAGGAGGAGACUCUGAAACCUACAACAACAUAAGAGCAGAGGGACACAAUAUAUGUGAGAAGCCAAGCAACAUCCAAUGCAGAGCCGAGAAGUACCCAAAUGUUAGCAUAAGCCAAGUAGGCCAAGUGGUGCAGUGUAAUGUAGCAGAAGGGUUGACUUGCAGAAAUGAAGACCAGUCAGGUCCAUUCCCACUGUGCUUUAACUACCAAGUCCGAGUCCUCUGCUGUGAUGAAGAUCUUUGCACAUCUAAGCCUACAACCAUUUCACCAACAACUACAAGACCACCUGUUACGACGACAACAACAACUACAACAGCAACCACCUCCACUAUAUCAACAACCACGUUGAAUACAAAAACCCCUACCUGCACAGUUUGUGAGUGGUCACCUUGGUAUAAUGUGGACUAUCCUCAAUUUGGUCCUGGGGGUGGCGACAAUGAAUCAAUUAAAAAGAUUCUAGAAUCUGGAAAACAUAUUUGUGAAACACCAGUGGAUGUCAUAUGCCAAGCAGUGCGAUAUCCAGGGGUCCCAAUGUCUGAAUUAGGACAGAAGGUAGAAUGUAAUACAAAGGUUGGAUUAAUAUGCCAGAACAAAGAUCAAGGUAUUCCUCCAAUAUGCCUUGACUAUGAAAUUAAGGUAAAAUGUUGUAAGACUGUGAAAUGUCACACUACAACACAAGAAUCUACAACUACACCUACUGUCACAACUACAAUAAUGUCAACAUCCACAUUAACUACAAUAACAAGUAAACCAAUGACAAUCACUACUCCUUCAACCUCAACUCAACCUCUGACCACAACUACAACUCCAACAACCACAACAACACCCACUACUACGAUCUUGACAUCGCCUGCUCCAGCUACCACAUCAACAACAAUUCCUUCAACCACGACUCCUACACCCACUACUACAAUCUUAACUUCGACAGCUCCAUCUACCACAAAAACAACUACUCUGCCUUCUACUACAUCUCCAACCUCUACUCCUACAUCAACCUCAACAGGAGCAUCAACUACCCAGUGCAGUAGUGAAGAAAGUUGUGUGUGGUCAGACUGGAUCAACCUUGGUCAGCCAACCUCUGGCUCUGAAGGUGGAGAUAAUGAAUCCAUUAAGAACAUCAUUGCUAGUGGUUAUCACAUUUGCUCAGCUCCAGAGGCAGUUGAAUGUAGAGCAAAACAAUACCCUGGACUUCAGAUCUCUCAGCUUGGCCAAGACGUGACUUGCAAUCCAUCCGUUGGACUGAUUUGUAAAAACAAUGAGCAAGGUCUUCAGCAAAAGUGCUUCGAUUACGAGAUACGAGUGAAAUGUUGUCAAUGUCCUCCCACAACACACAUCCCGACAACAACAACAACAACAACAACAGUUCUGUCGACCACGACUCCUACACCCACUACUACAAAACGGUGA
Molecule: messenger RNA, 5545 nt
Organism: Oncorhynchus mykiss (rainbow trout)
Lineage: Eukaryota; Metazoa; Chordata; Actinopteri; Salmoniformes; Salmonidae
Source: RefSeq, a predicted model, not a curated record